Molecule: messenger RNA, 12728 nt
Organism: Cottoperca gobio
Lineage: Eukaryota; Metazoa; Chordata; Actinopteri; Perciformes; Bovichtidae
Gene: insrb
Product: insulin receptor b
Exons: 23
Coding region: 1249-5361 (1370 amino acids)
Biological process (GO): protein autophosphorylation; glucose homeostasis; positive regulation of phosphatidylinositol 3-kinase/protein kinase B signal transduction
Cellular component (GO): plasma membrane; axon; insulin receptor complex
Molecular function (GO): insulin receptor activity; ATP binding; insulin receptor substrate binding
Source: RefSeq, a predicted model, not a curated record
GAGGGGGAACUGAGGGAGAGCAACCGCUGAACGGAACGGGAAUCCAAGUUUUUACACUUGACCCGUCUUUUUAAGUCUUUUUAUCUUUGUUUUACCUCAUCGUUUUUUCACUACCGGAGACGGGAAUACUGACUUUGUCUGUGUGUGUGACUGUGUGUGUGUUUUUUUAUUUUAAUUUUUAACUCUAUCGCCGACACUGAAACCUCGUUUGUUUUGGAUUAGCUAGCUAACGUUAGCUGUUUUCCCCCCGUGAAGCUAACGUUCAUCUGAGGAAAAGAAACGGGCGGCGUGGUGGAGAGUUUCCUCAACGUGCAGGUUAAACGUUAUUUUUUUGUUUUUGUUUUUGUGUUACCCCUUCCCACGGUGGAUGGGCGAGAGAAGUAACGUGUUACCUUCCCAACUUCUUCUUUGUUUUCUUUCCGUUUGCUCGGUUUCUGGGUGUUCGCUCGGUGGCGGCGUGGUGGUCAGCGAGGGUGAAGGAGUUCAGAGGAAGGUCGUAGUAGCGAGAGCUGCACGUUGUUCCUGCACGUAGCUGCUCCGAGGAGCUUCCUGGGAUGUGCUCCCAUCUGUCUUAAAACCAAAAAAAAAAAAAGGGGUGAGCUUAUGAGAACUAGCAGACGGGUAACAUAAAGACCUGUGGACUUCAAAGCAGACAGCAAACCCUGCCAACUCCCGGUCUUGGCUCUGCAUGUCGGCGACAUCCAGAACUUCACGUCUGCUGCAGGGACACGAGGAGCUUGUUUUUUAACGCCGUGCGUUGGAAGAAUACUUCCGACAAAUUGUUUUUGAAGUGGGUCUUCCCUCAUCGGAGCAGUGCAUUACAGAGAAAUGAGUCCGGGUCCAGUGGACCUCCACACUAGCCUGAUAAUCAUAAUAACACUGUUAUUUCUCUGAUUCUGUGGAGCCCCCACAUGAAACACAUGAACUGUCGCCUUCACUUAUGGAACAUGAAGAUCUUUACUCACACAUGUGUUGCCAGAUCCCAAGAUCACGUUAUUUAGUGGUCUGCAUUUUUUCCAGGACUCGCAUACAUCACAAACUUGUGCUGGGAAGAUACUAGAUGUAUGACUCCCCCCCCGGCUCACGGGGGGCAACGUUGAAGGCGAUUAUUGGACCUUAAUUUUUAAAGACUUUGUUCAAUACUUUUGAUAUUCCAACGUCUUUUUUCUUUCUUCAAAUAAACAUUUCUCCCUGAAGAUAAUUUUUGGGAAGCUUCAGGAGGAGAGCACAACUUAUCUGCAGGUCAAAAUGAGACGCUGGACGCUGAAGCUGCGAGCACAGGUCGUGUUUCUGAUCAUCGGCACCUGCAUCAUAUGCCACUGUGGACUAAUCAAUGGAGAGAUCUGCCAGAGCAAGGACAUCCGUAACAAUGUGACCAACCUCCAGUCGCUGGAGAACUGCACCAUCAUCGAGGGCCACCUGAAGAUCCUGCUCAUGUUUAAGACCAAGACCGACGACUUCCGGGGCCUCAGCUACCCGAAGCUGCGAGUGGUGACCGACUAUGUGCUGAUGUUCAGGGUCUACGGCCUCGAGGCCCUCAGCGACCUCUUCCCCAACCUGACGGUGAUCCGCGGAAGCAACCUCUUCUUCAACUACGCUCUUGUGAUUUACGAGAUGCUGCAGCUGAAGGAGGUGGGCCUCCACAGCCUCAUGAAUAUCACCCGGGGCGCCGUGAGGAUCGAGAAGAACCCAGACCUGUGUUACCUGGCCACCCUGGACUGGUCCAAAAUCCUGGACUCGGUGGAGGACAACUUCAUCGUGGCCAAUAAGAAUGACAGAGAGUGUGGAGACGUGUGUCCCGGCACGGCCCAAGGUCAGACCACCUGCCAGCAGAACACCAUCAACGGACACUUCAGGGGACGAUGCUGGUCGCAGAACCACUGCCAGAGAAUGUGCUUGGACAACUGUAAGCACAGUGCGUGCAGCCUCCAGGGCCAGUGCUGCCACGACCAGUGCCUGGGCGGCUGUUCUGGGCCGGGGAAUGCAAGUAGCUGCGUGUCCUGCAGGAACCUCCAACAUGGGAGUACGUGCGUGGAGAAGUGUCCUGCUGGGUACUUUGUGUUCAGGGGCUGGCGCUGCAUCAGCUUCUCCUUCUGCCAGGAGCUUCACAACCAGUGUAAGCAGACUAAGAAGCUGAACCAGGACCGGGAGUUGGGCUGCUACGAGUACGUCAUCCACAACGGGGCCUGUAUUCCAGAGUGUCCUUCUGGAUACACCACCAUCAACUCCACUACGUUGACCUGCUUGCCAUGUGCGGGCCUGUGUCCUAAACUGUGUGUGGGAAACAAGACGAUCGACUCGGUGACGUCCGCUCAGGCUCUGAGAGGCUGCACUGUUCUCCACGGCAACAUGAUCAUCAAGAUUCGAGGAGGGAAUAACAUUGCUGCUGAGUUGGAGGCUAGUUUGGGUCAGCUCGAGGAAAUCACAGGAUGCCUGACUGUUCGCAGAGCGUACGCCCUCGUCUCCCUCUCCUUCCUCCGCAAACUACGCAUCAUCAGGGGGGAGCAUCUUGAGGGAGAUGUCUUCGCCUUCUAUGCGCUGGACAACCAGAACCUGCGUGAGCUGUGGGAUUGGUCCAAGCACACCCUGUCCAUCCCUCGUGGUCGUACCUUCUUCCACUACAACUCCAAACUUUGCAUGUCUGAAAUCAGGAAGAUGGAGGAGGUGACGGGAACCAAGGACCGCAACCAAAAGAAUGACAUCGCCGUACGGAACAACGGGGACCAAGCCUUCUGUGAGACCAAGCUGCUGAAAUUCAACGUGAUCAAGACCUCAUCGAACAUGAUCAUGCUGAAGUGGGAGCCCUUUUGGCCGUUAGACUUCAGAGACUUGCUGGGCUUCAUGGUUCUCUACAAAGAGGCGCCGUAUAGGAAUGUGACAGAGUUUGAUGGGCAGGACGCGUGCGGCUCCAACAGCUGGGCCAUCGCUGACGUGGAUCCUCCGUCUCGCUCCACGGACAGCAAGAAGGCGGAUGACCCGGGACACCUGAUCCGCCCGUUGAAGCCCUGGACCCAGUACGCCAUCAUGGUCAAAACCCAACUGUCUGCAUCCGACGAGCACCAGGUUCAUGGAGCCAAGAGCGAGAUCAUCUACGUCCGCACUAAUGCCUCCAAACCCUCUGUGCCUCUGGACCCCAUCUCCUCCUCCAACUCCUCCUCUCAGAUCAUCCUGAAGUGGAAGCCUCCCACCAGUCCCAACGGCAACAUCACCCACUACCGCGUCAUCUGUCGAAAGCAGGACGAGGACAGCGACCUCUACAAGUUCGACUACUGCCUACAGGGAAUGAAGCUGCCGUCUCGCACCCCGACUCACCUGGACAGCGAGGAUGAGCAGAAGUGGAACCACACGGACGAGCCGACGUCCGGCGGCAGGUGCUGCGCCUGCCCCAAGACAGACAACCAGCUGAAGAAGGAGCAGGAGGAGAUAGAGUACCGCAAGACCUUCGAGAACUACCUCCACAAUGAAGUCUUCGAGAGCAGACCCUCUCGUCGCCGACGCUCAGUGGGAGUUGCCAACUCCACCCUCCCCGCUUUCUUCCUCACCACAGCCCCCAGUCUGGCGUUGGGCUCCACCACAGCCACGCCUGAAGACGAGGACGAUAAGGAAUCCAAGGUGGAGCUGAAGGUGUUCUUAAAGGAGUCCGCAGUCAUCUCCAACCUGCAGCACUUCACCAGUUAUAAGAUCGAGAUCAUGGCCUGCAACCAUCCCACAGACUUCAAACGCUGCAGCAUGGCUACUUACGUCAGCGCUCGCACUAUGCCAGAGGAGAAAGCAGACGACGUCCCCGGCCCUGUGACCCAUGAGAUCGUGACCGCCGAGCCUCCCUAUGUGUUGAUUAAGUGGAAUUCACCUCGCUCGCCGAACGGCCUCAUCAUCCUGUAUGAGGUGUUCUACAGGAAGGUUGGAGACACUGAGGUUCACACAGCUUGUGUGUCGCGGCCGGCCUACCUCAAGUCGGGCGGCACGAAGCUUUCACUCGUGCAGCAUGGAAACUACAGCGUGAGGGUCCGCGCCACCUCGCUAGCAGGAAACGGCUCCUUUACAGAAACCACUUACUUCUUCAUGCCCAAUCCCGAUCAAGGUUUAAUAUGGAUUGUGAUGGGUCCCGUCAUCUGCUUCAUCCUGCUGCUGUUUGUGGGCGGAGGAGUGUUUGUGAUCUUCAAGAAGAAGCAAACAGAAGGCCCGACCGGACCUCUCAUCGCCUCCUCAAACCCAGAGUACAUCAGCACCAACGACGUGUAUGUUCCCGACGAGUGGGAGGUGCCCCGGGACAAGAUCACAGUGCUCAGAGAGCUGGGUCAGGGCUCCUUCGGCAUGGUGUACGAGGGCCUGGCCAAGGACAUCAUCAAGGGAGACCCGGACACAUCCGUCGCCGUCAAGACGGUCAAUGAGUCGGCCAGCCUGCGCGAGAGGAUCGAGUUCCUCAACGAAGCCUCCGUCAUGAAGGCGUUCAGCUGCCACCACGUGGUGCGUCUGUUAGGCGUGGUGUCUAAAGGGCAGCCCACCCUGGUGGUGAUGGAGCUGAUGACUCACGGGGACCUGAAGAGCUUCCUGCGUGGGCUCAGGCCGGACUCUGAGAACAACCCCACAGGCCGUUCCCCACCUACGCUGAAGGAGAUGAUCCAGAUGGCUGCAGAAAUUGCAGACGGCAUGGCCUACCUCAACGCCAAGAAGUUUGUCCACAGAGACCUGGCAGCCAGGAACUGCAUGGUGGGCGAGGACUUCACCGUCAAGAUUGGAGACUUUGGUAUGACCCGAGACAUCUAUGAGACGGACUACUACCGUAAAGGAGGGAAGGGCCUGCUUCCUGUCAGGUGGAUGGCUCCAGAGUCUCUGAAGGACGGAGUCUUCACUGCCCACUCUGACUGCUGGUCAUUCGGUGUUGUGCUCUGGGAGAUCAACACGCUGGCAGAGCAGCCGUACCAGGGUCUGUCCAACGAACAGGUUCUGAAGUUCGUUAUGGACGGAGGUUACCUGGACCGGCCGGACAACUGCCCCGAGAGGAUGCACAGCCUGAUGCAGAUGUGUUGGCAGUACAACCCCAAGAUGCGGCCGUUGUUCCAGGAGAUCAUCGAGAUGCUGCGGGGGGAGCUGCACCCGUCUUUCCAGGAGUGCUCCUUCUUCUACAGCGAGGAGAACAAAGUCCCGGAGACAGAGGAGUACGACCUGGACCUGGACAACAUGGAGAGCAUCCCUCUGGACCCGUCUUCAUACUCCCAGAGGGAGGAGAGCUCGGGCAGGGACGGCGGGCCCUCGGUGGCCCUCAGGGGGAACUAUGAGGAGCAUGUCCCCUACACACACAUGAACGGUGGCAAGAAAAACGGACGAAUCUUAUCGUUGCCCAGAUCCAGCCCUUCCUAACAUUUCCUGUUUCCUGAACCCCCCCCUCCACAUCCUUCUUUCUCUUUCAGUCCAUUCUUUCUGUAUCUCAUGUUCCUCAUCGUUUUCUAAUGAUUGUUCUUAUUCUUGGAGAAGCCCUUCAAAAGAACCCCACACAGAUCUCAGGACUUUUUAUUUCCCUCCUCGCGGCUGCCGCACACAGGCAAGCAGGGGACGCACACACUCUUUUUUACAACUUCCUCCACAACACAUCAGACUUUCUAUACGACCUAUCUAUCGUUUCUCACUAUUGCCACGUUUCCAGGACUCCUCGUGACGGAAACAGAUAGAAAAACUGUGAACACGACAAACCUUAGACAACCCAAGGAGGCUGCUUAUGCUCAAGACUUGUCCCCUCCUGUCCUCCGCCGAUCUGCAUUUCCACAUCUCUGUGCUUUGCUGUUGUCUUUCUUUCUCCAAGUGACAUCUUGUUGCUCAGAUCGAUCGUGGCCUUUUUGUACGUGGCCUAUAAACAAAGAGAAGCGUCUGUCUUUGGAGCGGUGGGAUGACUUUCAAAAGACUCGAUCCUAGAACAAACAUCUAUUCCUAGAGGAAUGUUUUCUUUUCUUUCGGUUCUGCAGAAUUCCAAACUACACACAGAUUCAUCGGGCGUUUGGUGAAUAGUUUUAAUUUAUUUGCUUUUCUUGUUAUUUCCUAUUUUCCUCCGUUUUAUUUCUGUGUCCUCACUAUACGGCUGAAGGAUAUUUAAACAGUUAAGAAUUGGACAAAAGAGUUCCUCAGACUGACCAAUAGCUGCUGCUUUGAUAUAUUUUAGUGGGUAUAGAAAUAUAUAAAUAUAUAUAAUAUAUAUAGUAUAUAUGGAAUAUUGGUGUUUAUGUACCAAUAUCUCAUAUAUAAUAUAUGACAUGUUGAUGUUUUUGUAAAUAGUUCAUAUUUGUAAUAUUUUUCAUCAGAAGCUUUGCUAGUGUUUUGUUUUGCCAGGUUUUUUCUUUCUGGGUUUUUUUAAUUUUCUUAUUUUUAUAGCCCCAGAAAUCACACUAAUGUACCAUCAGUGCUCUGCGUGUCUUAGGCCUCGCGCCGUCGCGGUUCUCCGUGCGCGUGGGGAAAAGAGAAAGCCCCGAAAUAUUGUCAACUCACUGCGUCAUUGUUUUUAUAACCCUUGCCCCCGCUGAGAGCUGUCAAUAUUUGGAGGCAACUUUACUUCAACAACGAGAGAAAAGAAGUCAACGAAAUAACCAAAAAGAAAAAAAGCUUUAUCAAAAGGGGGAAUGAGGUCUUUCAAGGCGGACGUGCACCUGAUGUGUCCGUGCACGUCUGCUAUCACGCGUCUUCACCUGAUUCUACUUCCUGAUGUUGUGACGUGAUGCUUCAGCUGUGCAGGUGCUGCGUGGAUCAGGGCGGGGCGGCGACUUAAAGCGGGCAUAUCGUGACAAACUCAGUCGUGUGCACACACAUCUGGAUGUCUGUCGUGCGUUCCAACACACACACUGUGAAAUCAGACUUGUGCGAGCUGCCCAGGCAACAACCUGCCCAACCUGCAGUUCAUCAAAUGUCCACUGGAGGCUCCACAAGGAAACAACCUCCACAGACCCUCGUGUUAAAGCGAGGGACUUUACAGCCGGCGUAAACAUUCAAAAAAUGGUUUUGGUCUCUUUAGCUCAUUCGUACUGUACGGGGCGGGGGGGGGGACCUUUAUACAACUCGCAUGUUUUAAUCACGUUAAGGCUUAAAAUGAGGUUCGGGGUGUGGAGGCUUUGAGUGACAGGUUCGCUGCAGGCGGGAGUUAGACGCUGGCGACGGCCAGAGCCUUCUUUAACGCCAGCUCUCAGCCAAAUGCAGGAAGUGGAAGCGAUGAGGUGAUGACGAGCACUAAACGCUCUCAUGCGUCGCACCCGGAGCAGCGGCCUCACACCUGAGCUCAGGUCAGGACCUCGUGUUACACGGAAGGUUCUCUUGAAUCCCUCUCAUCACGUUCCCCUCUCAUUGUUAGGUUUGCUCUGCACUGACCACGCACGCACGGCCUCCCUGCACGCUCUCUCCCUCCCGAGGCUUCCUAUUGGCUGCCGAACUCACUGCUCAAAAUCAGGCCGUUGGAAAUUUCCACCUGUUUUUGCGGCCGGCGAGGCUGCAGAGUCCACGGCAGGCUGAGGAGAGAGUGUGUGUGAGUGUGUGUGAGAGAGUGUGUUAAUCCUGUUAUUCUCUCUGCUAUCACAUGCAGUCAGGACACGGUGUGCAGCAGCUAUUUCACUCAGGUCUGACAUUCCAGGAUUUAGCCCCCCCGCCCUCCCCGGUACCAUCACCACACCCCAUCAGAUUCAGAGCACACACACACACACACACACACACCUCUUAAUAAUGGAAUCUCUGCAGUUUGUCCCGCCUGUCGGGAAUCAGAAACAUUCCUGUCCAGCGUGCCCUCACACGGAGCUCCAGAGAGCUGCUGACCCUCGUCGUGUUCCUUAAGAUCAUUCAUUCACUCUGACCUUCAUUCUCUGCGUAAACGCUCCUCUCGCUCUCCGAGGAGGAGACGGACACACACACACACGCACGCACACACACGUUUGGUUGCGGAUCUCUCCGAACAGCAUUCAGCUCUUAUAGUUCAGCCAAAGUCCGAAUCAGAGAAAGCAGAGAAGCUGCCUCCAUAUUUUCCCAGUGCCUUCUCAAACCCAGAGCCACGUCCAGGCUAGUUCUAUCGGCUAGUAACACACACACACACACACACACACACACACACACACACACACACACACACACACACACACACACACACACACACAGGAGAGACAUAGAUAAUGGAAGCUGCGUCUACAUCUGUGUUUGUAGGAUUUAGUUCUUCGCUGGAAGAGAAGUAGAAAUCCUUUCAGCUUGUUGCUGCAGUUUGAACACGGACGUCCUCGUGCUUCAGCGGCGACGCCGUGGAGUCGGAGGUUAUGAGGUUAUGAGGUUAUGAUGUAGAUUUUAGCUAAUUAUUCUGAGGAGUUACAAUCUUGGGCUUUUGUACUUUGUAAAUGAUCUGUGACAUAGUUUGUAACAUAAAAGAAUCUGAUGCCCGUCAGAUUUGCGUACGCUGGACCUCAGCUGUGUCGCAGCUCCACACGAUGUACCGACACGUCAGCUUCACAGUAACUGUUUGUACACACGACCCCCCCGUUAGGAUUAGUGUGCCGUUUGGACGCGGGACGUUGCUCUCGUCUCCACCUCGACCUAGGUUUGCUUAUCUUGUGGUGGUCUUCACACGCAUAUGCAAUUUUUAAUUAAGAUGAUGCCCAUAUCUUUGAAAUACCAGAUAUUUAUUUUAUUAUGAUCAUUGUCAUUGUAUAAGAACACAGUUAGCUUUUUAGUGGAGCGUUUUUAAGGUGUUUGAGAGUGGAGUCAUGUAAAAGCCUAGUUUGUUAUUGUGUACAGGUGGAGCCGCACGAGUCAGUUAGUGAGUCAGUUAGUGAGUCAGUUAGUGAGUCAAUCAGUUAGUGAGUCAGUUAGUGAGUCAGUUAGUGAGUCAUCAGUUAGUGAGUCAGUUAGUGAGUCAGUUAGUGAGUCAAUCAGUUAGUGAGUCAAUUAGUGAGUUAGUUAGUAAUUGUCGUCGUCUUUGUGUUUGGCCAGAGUCUACCUCAGUGCAUAUGGAGGAAUCAGUCUAAAGAGCCUAAAUCAUCCCGUCAGUCUCUCGAUAUCACAUCAUUUGAAAUAAUAUCACUUUAUCGUACAUUACCAACACUGCUGAUGAAUUCCUUUGGUGUAUUAAACCCUCCUCGUGUCCCGGGGGACUUGGUUUUAGAAUGAAGGGAUAUUAUACUUUCUUUAGCCCUCACACUUAUUAAAUGUGGAACAUCAGUCGGUACCUUUAUGGACAGUUUAUCCUUUUCAUUGUACAUUUGAUAAGAUGAGUAACAGCGGGCUUCCCCCGGGCUUCCUGUUCCCCUUCACACACACAAUCCUCUGGACUGCAUGUCGUAGCGGCUCCACUGGGUUCUGGGGACGUGACGUUAGCGUGAGUAAAGAAAAUGCUCUUCAUGCAUAUCUGUGAUCACCUUCCUGCAGCCGGGCUGACGCCCCUGCAGCCUCGUGCUUCUUUAGAAGCGCCUCCAGACUCCAGCUGCUGUCUGGCAGGACGCUCUUCUUCUUCUGUCAGUCAGCGUUCAUCGCGUCUCCUCCGCUCGUUGUCGGUUUAUUCGUCUGUUCUGAUUUCUUUGUUUUGUAUGUAUAUUUUUUCUACUGUGAAUAUCAAGAGAUGACCUUUAUUUUCUGUCAAUGCCAUGGAUCGGGUCUGUUUUGGCUGAUCAGGAAACUGACAUCUGGGCUGGUUAAAGUUUUAAAGAGGAGACCCCCCCCCUCCCCCCUCUGCAAAGAAAUAUAAAAGCUGGACUGGGACAAUCCUGUGUGCCAUAAGAACUAUUAACAUGAAAUCUAGAUUGUACGUUUUCGUCUCAGGGAGGCGGCCUGAUGCUCUGUGGUUGGAGGAUAACGAGGACGAGGAGGAGCUACGUCUCGACCUUUUAUCGACUCUGACAGCAGCAGAUUCUCAGCGUCCUUGCAAAAAGCAAAAUGGAGAUGAUAAGUCCAAGGACACGUUUUCAACAACAACAACCCAAACAUCCUUUUUUCAUAAAUCUGAAAUGUGGAAUCCUCCCGACUCUGUGUGGCGUGGUGUGGACUGCCCUCUACUGGCUGGACGGGAGCAUUGCAGGUCAGGGGUGGCGAAGCAAACAGGGCCCCCCGACCCAUAGUGCCUUGCUCAGACUAACGGCCCACCUGACCCCUCCCACCCAGUCCACGCCCCUCAGAGCAGAAACCUGGCUCCACCAAUCACUUACUGUUCUUUAGUUGCAGAGUUAAAAACCUUCUCGCUGUCAUUUGAAUUCUCCGACAGUUGAACGUGUGUCUCUGCUCCGCUUCGCUUUGUGCAUGGAAAACAUUAUUAUCUAUUACCAGCGGAUCAUUUGAUGCUUUACUGAGUUUGCUUCUCAUCAUCGGUCUGUUCUGACAGCAAAAGCCCCACGAUUGGGGGGGUUUCCAUUUGAAAAGCAUUCAGUUGUUCGGUGAUUAAAAAGGAAAAUGAUUGAACUGAUUAAUAAGCUCUUAACUGUAAAUAGCAGCAGACCCCCCCCCCCCCCCCCCGGAAAGCGAAGCACUUGAUUUUUAGGGAAGUUUGGGUUUGUUUUGUUGACCUCUGCUGACCUGAGCGGCGGGGGGGCAGAGCGUGCUGGUGACGCAGCGCAGGGUGAGAACAAAGCAUUGUAUGUAUUAUUGUUUUAAAGAAAGUAAAAAGUAUUACAUUUUAGAGAUGUUGAUUUCUAUUUUUUUUAGCCAAAGUAUGGAGGGCAAAUACAAUUACUUUUUCUGACUGUAAACUUUUACUACUCUUGUACAUUAUGAAUUUAACAUUGCUAUCAAUGUGUAUAUAACUUUUUUCUAAAUUUAAAAAGAUAGAUUUUUUUUUGUUGAUUUUUUUCACGACACGCAGACGAGAGCGAGUCGACGUGUUUCACAGUCUGAGGGCUGACGCUGCGUACGGGACGUGAGCAGUGAACCCUGCUCUUAAUCCGAUGCAUGUUCUGAAUGUCGUCAUGCAUUUCACCCCCCCCCCCUACACCCAGCCACGGCAGCAUGUCACCCAUAAAGCCUUUCUUGUGUCACCAACAUGCCACCUAUCACAGAUUGUUGUUGUAUGAAAUUGUUUCUGACGUGUUUAGUUUGCAAAUGUGUUUUGUUUUUCUUUUUGUAUGUGAGAAACUGGAAAAGACCACUGCACAUCCUUUUUGAAGAAGAGGAAACAUGAGUGAUACAAUCCUGAAUAAGCUAAAAGAAAACGAAAAAUGAAAAAAAAAUAGAGACGAAAGCGGGAAAACUUUACCGACGGUUUAACAACUAAAGCUGGAGGUGUUGUGGGAAGAGCUCGGCAUUCUGGGAAACUCGCUUAUCUUCUACGAUUCAGGUGAGACGUUUGUUAGCGUCCAGUUAGCGUUAGCUUAACACAGAGAAGCAGCCCCUUUAACUCUCACCUGCAGCUCCUUUAUUUCAUUUGUAAAAACCAACAUUUGAUGUUUUUCUUGCUUUGGAGAAAAACUUUCCAACAGUUUCCAAAGUUACCUCGUGGUCCUGACAAAAGAAAGCGCCCCUUCAGCCAAGCUAAGCUAACCGCUAGCUGUAGCCUUUACAUGUAACACACAGAUAUGAGUCUCAUCUCCAGGGUUCCCGCGGGUCCUUCCCUCCUUGAAAGUUAGUGAAUUUAAAGGUUCUUCUACUUAAAUAAGUUUCUGAUAUAUUAAACGAAGCUUCUAAAUAAACUAAAUCUAAAUAAGUAACAAAGUUUCUCGAGGAAUCGGUUCUAACUCGAGACUCUCAGUUAAAAAACGUAAUUAACUUUGAUCCGUGUCUCAAACCAUUCUGUGUUGGGUGCUUGAAUUUGAGGAAGUUGGGCCUGGAAAGUCCUUGAAUGUGACGUUUCAGAGCGUUAGGGAUCCCUGCGUCUACCUGCCACCAACUGAAGAAGCAAAUUUCCCAAAAUGCCAAGCUGUUCCCUUUCUAAGGAGGCUCGGCAUACAAGUGAAACCCCUUCAGCUAUGAAUGAUUAAGUACUGUCUGUCAGUCGUGUGAUGAUGAUGUUCAUAUUUGUGUUUUUGAUUAGGGAGAGAGACGCCAUUGUUUUAAGAUGAGGCGGCGUCGCAGGUGUGGCGACGCCGUUUGUUGGAUGACAAAUCUGAGGAAAAAUCCUCUUGUCAGUCCAGUGGUCUGCUCCAGUUUACACGCCAACACCUUCUAUUUAUCUGUCCUGUUCCCCGUGCGUCGUCUGAAUCGACGGAGUUGUGUCCGUGUCGUCCUCUGUUGAAGUCUUCACCUUUCUGUCUCCUCUCUGUGUCCUUCAAGUCCUUCUCUCCUCAGUGCACAUAGGUGGUCCCCAGAAUGCUGUGUGUAGUCUUGCAGGAUACCUCUUUAUUAAUGUCAUUCAUUGCCGAUGAAUAUGCUGAUGUAUUAAUUUUCGUGAUAUGUUGUGUAUACAUUAUGUUGAGACAUCGGUGCGUAUGCAGACAGCAGGUGUAUAUGUGUGUAUGUACAGUAAAACCCCCGCAACCCACAGAGAUCGCUUCAUCCCUCACACUGGAUCCAAAUGUGCCAUUAUCUUUAUGUAUCACAUAUAUCAACACACACACACACACACACACACACACACACACACACACAGAAAUACAUGCAUAUUGUACAGGAUCAAAAAUGUGCCAUGACUAAAUGAACGCUUGACAAUUUAUUUUUUCUAUGUUUUCAAAGGAGAGCCAAGUAGUGACAUGUACAGAAAAUGUUGCAAUGAUAUGAAAAUAAAAAUCUUGCUGUGUGUAAAUUAUUCAACAAUUAACUGUUUAUAUUAAAAUUAUGAAUAAAAUUAUUGGAGAAUA